Messenger RNA from Gigantopelta aegis, 1093 nucleotides. RefSeq names its product ceroid-lipofuscinosis neuronal protein 5-like. The record is from RefSeq and is a predicted model, not a curated record. The transcript has 5 exons. Bases 82 to 1074 code for a protein of 330 amino acids. Gene Ontology annotation, molecular function: hydrolase activity, acting on glycosyl bonds. NCBI's taxonomy places the organism in Eukaryota, Metazoa, Mollusca, Gastropoda, Neomphalida, Peltospiridae. Gene Ontology annotation, cellular component: lysosomal membrane; lysosome. Gene Ontology annotation, biological process: lysosome organization.
UAUUAUUAGCUUCAUAUCAAGCACUAGCUGAUAUCAUGUGACUUCGUGUAACAUCAAACUCAUGUGAUAACCGAUUUGAACAUGGCUACACUCAGGGUUGUGUUGUUGAGUGUCUUGUCAGUGUUGUCAGUCAUUUUGUUUUCUUUUGCUGAAGGAAAACAAUGGCCAGUUCCGUACAAACGGUUCGUAUCACGUCCCAGAACCAAUCCUUAUUGUAAAGCCGGCGUGAUUCCGUUUUGUCCCACCGGUCGAGAAGCCAACACGAUGCCAACAUUCGCAGAGACCGACGUUGUCGAGGUUUUCGCUCUAAAGGCGCCUGUCUGGGAAUUCAAGUUUGGUGAUUUGUUGGCGAAAUUAAACAUCAUGCACGACGCUAUAGGAUUCCGGAAUCUGAACACGGGUAAGAACUACACCAUGGAAUGGUACGAACUCUUCCAGCUGUUCAACUGCACGUUCCCACACCUGCUGCAGAAUGACACCUUGAAGUGGUGCAACCAAGGCGCUGCCUGCAUUUACGACGGCAUCGACGACAUACACUGGUCUCAGAACGGCACGCUGGUCAAAGUAGCCGUCAUUCCAGGGAAGAUGUUCAACGACUUUGGCAAAUGGGUUGAGUGGGACAACAACACUGGGAUCUACUAUGAGACGUGGACGGUGGAGAAUGCGCCAGGUGGGCAAAUGUGGUUUGACUCGUUUGACUGUGCUAGCUGGGUUUUGAGAGCGUUCAAGCAAAUUGGAUCACUUGGCGGGAAGUUCAACCAAAGUGUGAAGUUAAACUACACCAGAAUACAUCUCUACAGCAAAGAGCCCAUCUACUUAGGAGAUGCUCAUACCGUAUUCGGUCCAGGCUCAAAUAAAACUCGUGCAAAUGACAUUCUUAAGUUUUAUUACAAUUUUCAGUCACACCAGAAUUAUGAACAUUUGUUAGAAAGUCUGAUGAGUAUAUAUUUAGAUAUCAAAUUUCUCCACAAAUUUUAUUUCUUCUACAAUUUUGAGUAUUGGUUUCUACCACUAGUUGAUCCUUAUGUCAGACUGUCUUACAAUGUGGUACCGUUACCGAGCAAUAAUGAUUAAAGGGGCAGUUUCAAAGUUG